Messenger RNA from Colletotrichum gloeosporioides, 858 nucleotides. RefSeq lists its product as uncharacterized. The transcript has 2 exons. NCBI's taxonomy places the organism in Eukaryota, Fungi, Ascomycota, Sordariomycetes, Glomerellales, Glomerellaceae. The coding region runs from base 1 to 858 and encodes 285 amino acids. The record is from RefSeq and is a predicted model, not a curated record.
AUGUUGAUGCUUCUUUUUCGCAACAAAUGGGCGAUAGCCACGGUGUCUCUUGGCAAGCAUCCAUCGCAUACACUUGAGCGAAAGAUAGAAGCCGCUGCCAGCUACGGAUUCUCAGGCAUAGGGCUCGUGCAUGCCGACCUCCUCCACCAUGCCACGUCAAAUGGUCUUUCUCCUCUGGAAUCUGCAGAACAGAUCAAGAAUCUCUGCACAUCGCGGAACCUUGAGAUUCUCAGCCUGAAUCCUCUGAAGAAUUUCGAAGGAAACCUCAGUACACCGUUGGAAGAACGACUACACGUUGCCAGCGACUGGAUCAACCUUGCUGUCGCAGCCGGUGCAAAGUUCGUCCAAGUGCCAUCGCAGUUUCUCCAGCAUUCGACAAACGAUGACGAUGUGAUCAUACCAGAGUUGCAAGCUUUGGCUGACCUUGCAGCCCAGAGUCGCGUCAGCAUCGCCUACGAACCAGUCGCCUUCGCCGCCUUUCACGACACAUGGAAAGAUGGUCUCCGUGUUGUCAAAAGUGUUGGCAGACCCAACUUCAAACUCUGCCUCGACUCUUUCCACAUCCAAAGUCGUCUGUGGGGCGACCCCUAUGCUCAUAGUGGUCAACUUCCAAACGGCGAGACAGAAAUCGCCGAGUCAAUGGCGCAAUUCCUCAAACAAGCUCCCAAGGAUCAUUUACGCUGUUUGCAACUGUCGGAUGGCUCUCGGUUCGACCCUCCUUUAACAGACGAUUUGUUGCGAUACCCUCAAUCUGAGCCGCAGCCUCACCGCCUGUCACGUGACGUGCGGUAUUACUUACUCCUACAAUACACCUUUAUUCCUGAUGACCUGCGCGCCCGUAACUCGCAAGAGUUAUGA